Messenger RNA from Vicia villosa (hairy vetch), 12905 nucleotides. Its product is annotated as protein IQ-DOMAIN 3-like. The record is from RefSeq and is a predicted model, not a curated record. NCBI's taxonomy places the organism in Eukaryota, Viridiplantae, Streptophyta, Magnoliopsida, Fabales, Fabaceae. The coding region runs from base 3781 to 5229 and encodes 482 amino acids. The transcript is spliced from 4 exons. Gene Ontology annotation, molecular function: protein binding.
UCUUUUAAUAUAUAAAAAAAAGACGUCUCUCUCUUUUGAUCCUCUCUUUCUGUUUCUCACGCGAAAACCCUUUCUUCGUUAAAGAAAUUGAAAGGAGUCGCCACCGCAUCCGAGAUUUCUUAAACCACCAUCGCCGUCAACUCAUCUCUUUCAUCUGCGCAUUUCACCGUCUCAUUUUUUAUCCCUCUCCUUUCGAUCCUCUCUUUCUGUUUCUCACGCAAAAACUCUUUCUUUGUUAAAGAAAUUGAAAUGUGUUAGGGUUCAUAAAGACAUCGAAAGUGGAGUACGAUGUUUCUUCAUUCACAUCAACAAAAGUGCUUAAAGUUACGGGAAACUGCAACAAUACCCUGUUUGUGUCAAAAACACAAACUGAGAACAAACUUAGUCUCUAGGUGAGACCUGAUUUCAUAGCUUGAUAUAUUCGUACUAAGAAAUAUAAAGAAGGUAGCUGAUCAUAUUACCACCUGCGGCUGGUCCAUGGAAAUGGUUAUUAGUAGUACAAUUUCAAUGUUGUCACUUAUAUAUCACAUAUAAUACGAUGCUAGUGCAAGUGCAAGACCGAAUCACAAAUGAUGUUGCCGAGGCAUUCUCAUCUCCGAGUACUUUUGCAAAAUUUGUACAUAUAGAAAGAAGAAGGAAGGAAGCUGAAGAAAAGCUUUAAUGUAUCAGGUCCAGUUCAGUCAUAUCAUUCUAAUUUAAAGAAAUUAUGUUAUCCUAUUGCAUGCUCUAAUGACUUAAAGGAUGAUACCAUGGUAAGUUAGUAUAAGGCCUUUUAUUAAAAAAAGAUUUAAAUAUUUUUUAUGUCCUUGCAAAUGUACAACGUUUUGCUUUUAACUCCUGUAAAUUUUUUUUUUGUUAUUGGUCCUUGAUGUUUUAUUUAUGUCCCUACAAAAUUUGUUCAUAUUGAAAUUGGUCUAUGUAAAAAUCAUUUUAGUCCUUAUUUUGAGGGGCUAAAAUCAAAUAUCCUAAUCAUACAAGGAACAAUUCCAAUAUGAAUAUAGGACUAACUUAAACUUAUAAAAUUAGCCUAAUCUGAAUGUGAGUUCUCAUAACUGUGUUAUUCCUUCUCUAUUUCAUGUUCCAAUGGAAUGAUUUGUGGAACCUGGACGUGUCCAGAAUACCUAUGCACACAGAGCAUGUCCCCUGCACCUCAGUUCGGUAAACAAGGGUCAUAUUCAAUGCCCCUACCAUGGGUUACUUUUUCAGACGCCUCCCGACCGCUAACCAUAUCAGAUCAAAUACAAAGCUAAGUACCCUCACUUUUUUAACUAUUAUUUUUAUAUUUAUUUAUUCUUUAUUUUUAGGGUUCAUCCCUUUACCCUCGAAUCUGAUAAUACACUCACGCCUUAUUUGUUUCUUUGCUCAUUCCUAAUGGUCAGAGUCGAUGCUUCUGGCAAACUCUUGCCCUCAACCCUGUCAGGCGAAUGCCAAGCUAAGUACCUUCUCCCUAUUCUAUUUUUAAUUUAUUACCCUAUUUUCUUUUGUAGUUAAUGAGGUUUGCCCUCGAAUUUGAUAAUGCACUCACUAUAUGUUUUCUGUAUUGUCUUUCUCUUUUUUUUUCAGGGUUUAUCAAUUGCCAAAGCUACGUUGUUGGUAACCCUAAACCUCAUUUUAUUUUGUGCCUUUUAUUAUUAUUACUUGUGUCAAACCCUGAUAAGGGAUCCGCUGGUUACAAUUUCCCGCCCCCUUUAUUGCUUUAUAUUAUUAUAUACUGCGUGGUUAGUAAUCUUAGGGAGUGCAAGCCUUAAACUGAAUUAGAAUAACUAAUUAAAAAGAUAAAUAUCUGAAUAUAAUCACGUGAUUGUUGCACACACGCACCCUUUGGGUAACCUCUCUGUUGCCUUGUUGCCUGUUGCCUUGUUGCCUGUUGCCUUGUUGCAUUGUAUUUUGUGCAGAAUAGCCAGUCCCUCGAAUUCGAAGAUACCUCAGCCAUGCUGCCUCGAACAUUAAAGGUCAUAUGACCCUAAAUGAUGCUGCCUUCGAUACACAAAUAUGACCUCGAUCCUCGGAAGUUGCCUACGAAGAAAGGCUGAGGUAUCUUCUGGCUGCCUACUAAAUGGCUUAUUCUGAUCCUUGCCUUAGACUACCUGCCCUUCUAUGGCAUGGGACAGUCUUAUGGCAAAGGAUGCUUCGAUGACCCUUCAACCUCCAAACGAAAGGCUUCCUGCCCUCUUAUGGCAAGGAUAGACCCUUUCAUUCUGAAAGGCUAAAAAGAGACCUAUCAUCUGAGUUUAAGGUAAUUGCCCCUAAUUGCCUUGCAAUGCUCAAACUUUCAUUAUAUUCUUUCUUAUAAUUUUUCAAAAGGGCUACGCUUAUUCACAAGCUAAAGUCCCUAUCUCUUUCAUCUACAUUUUCCAAACAAACGAGCAAGCAAAGCAAUUAAGAGCCCAUGGAAAACCAUGGAUGCAAAGGGUGCCUUACACCUUCCCUUUGCAUAAAUUACCCCCCCGAACUCAGAUUUUCUUUAAAAGGUUUUUUUCUGUUUCUUUUUGCCUUUCCGAAUAUUGUUUGGAUAAAAUAAAAGUCGGUGGCGACUCAUGCUUAACCGCGACAUUUCGAUCGAUAAAAAGUCAGUUCACCGUGUUACAGAACUGGCGACUCUGCUGGGGAUUUUCCGAUAAAAGAGGGGUUACCUUAAAAGUUUAGGAUUCACUUAAAUGUUUUCUAUUGUUUGCUUUGUUUGUUUUAUUUUUCAGGGUUGUUUUGGGAAUUAACUGAAGGACGAAUCCUACACCCGGAUUCAAGUACACUUAAGAUUAGGAGUGGCAUAGUCAUGGCGACCUCUUUCACAUAUGUGGGAGACGAGUCAAUAUGAAGUUCACACUUGAGUUAGGACUCCAUAGCAUAUGCACACCUUUCUCAAAUGAGGGGGGUCUAUGUAUGUGUCUGUGGGUGCGCCGGAGCUCAAGGACCUUUAGUUACCCUUAACCCAUCCUGGCCUUUAGGAACGUAGUGGGGGGACUACUCUUGACAAAUGUUAAGAACUAGUCGCUACCCGAUGCUACAAUUCAGAUAGGUUCUUUCUCAAAGUAUCAUUGCAUGGUGCAAAUGCAUCAUGUCCGAGGGUGCUUUAGAAGAGCUGACAAUUCUGGAUAACUUGUAGAACCCGUUGCUGAAAUCUCCUUAUCCAUAGAAAUACCCUUAGGAAGGACACCUGAUCAGACUCCAUGCAAGCCUUAAGCCAAAAAUUGUGUGACUUGUGUGACUCGUUUGUGUUUGAUACUAACCUUCGUCUCCUUGCAGGUUUUGUUAAAAGGACUUGUUUGUCCUUACUAUCUCACACUAUGCCUAAUGAACUGCAUUCACAUAACAUCAUGACAUCAUGACAUCAUAAGCAUAACAUGAUUAACUAACCCUUUCAAGGAUCUUAGGAAUUUAGGGCGCACAAUUUCAGGUGCUCUUAUCAAGGACUGAAUUCCUAUCUAGGGGCAAGAGGAUUUAUUUUCCUCUAGCCAUGUACCUCCCAAUUCUGAGACUCAGUACCUAUCAAGGGGCAAGAGGAUUUAUUUUCCUCUAGCCAUGUAUCUUCAAAUUCAGAAGUAUCCCGAAUCAGAGGCGAUGACCCACUCGGUAUGGUGAGCUUGAUUCUCUAAGAAGGACGUUCAAAGACGAAAAACGAAAGACGAAGUUCUUCAGACAAAGACGCGACCAAAUCAUUUUCUAAAGUUGCUAACUAAAUUCCUAAAGAUCCUCGAAAGCAUUGCAUUUACAUUCAUAACAUCGCAUAACAGGUUUCUUACAAUAGGUCUCUCAUCCUUCCUCGCUGUUUAUUUCAGCAUCAUGAAUCUCGAACAAUCAGUUAAGGAUCUCCAAGCUCAAAACACCGAGUUCCAAGCCUUGAUUCUGAAUUUGUCCAAGGGGCAAGAUGAGCUGAAAUCCCUUCUGACUAAGAAGGAAAAGAAGACCAAGAAACCUAAAGGUGUUCUCAAUCUGGGAAGAAGGUUCAAAGGCCCUCUCAAAAAGGUUGAAGAAACUGAAGCUCCCAAAGAGGGUAAGAAGACUCGAGGGAAAAAGCUUAGACCAAUCUUGCAACUCAGGGAUGCUGAAACCUCUGAAGACAGUGAUGAGGAUGAGCAAGAUGAUGAUGCUAGUAUCAAAACCGAUGCAAAAAGUAACCACGACUCUGCCGAACUCUCUGAAGAAGAAGAGGACUAUUACCAUGAGGGCGAACAUCCCGAUGACAAAUACAAGAUGUUAGAAGAGCGUCUGAGAAGUGUGGAAAUUCAGAAGGUACCUGGGCUGGAUUUUGAAGAGCUUGGACUUGUGCCUGGGGUCGUUAUUCCUCCAAAAUUCAAAACUCCCGCCUUUGCUAAGUAUGAUGGAGUCUCUUGUCCUAAACUACACUUGAGGUCUUAUGUAAGGAAGAUUCAACCUCACACUGCUGAUAAGAGGCUCUGGAUCCAUUUCUUUCAGGAAAGCUUAUCUGGAACUCAACUCGAAUGGUACUAUCAACUGGAAAGUACCAACAUCCAUACCUGGGAAGAUUUAGUUGUUGCCUUCUAUAAGCAAUACCAAUAUAAUUCCGAUCUCGUACCAACUCGCAUGCAACUACAAAGCAUGUCUAUGGGACCUAAAGAAAGUUUCAAAGAGUACGCACAAAAGUGGAGAGAUCUAGCUGGAAGAGUCCGACCUUCUUUGAAUGAUAGAGAGUUGGUGGACAUAUUCAUGGGCACGCUAACUGGGCCGUUCUAUAGUCACUUACUGGGUAGCUCCUCAUCUGGCUUUACUGACCUCAUACUGACUGGGGAACGUGUCGAGAGUGGCAUUCGAAGUGGUAAGAUUCAAAUAGCGACAUCCUCAGGUACUACAAAGAAGCAUUUCAAUGGGAGGGCAGAUUCCAAUGCUGUGUAUGGGCAGAAAAGGAUAAACCAUGAUCAAUCUAUUGGGGCAGUUCUGAGCUCCACACCGGCGCCUCAACAAGGUCGUCAAGACAAACAAGUCACACCCAGACGUCAAUUCACAAAGAUCAAUAUGUCACUAGCUCAAGCACUACAACACUUGUUGAAGUUAAAGUUGAUCACUCUAAAGGAUCCCCCUAAGAAUCCUAGUACUUCUGCUCGAAGCUAUAAUCCCAAUAUGAGGUGUGCAUACCACUCUGAUAGUCCUGGUCAUGAUACGAAUAGCUGCUGGACAUUAAGGAACAAAAUCCAAGAUAUGAUCGAUGCUGGAGAAGUCGAGUUUGAUCCUCCUGAGACUCCUAAUGUAGCUGCUAAUAAUGUGGAUGGCUAGAAGGAUAAACUUUUAAUCAUUAGUUUUACUUUCGUUUGCAAAUUCCUAUUCUGUUUGUGUAAACAUUCGAAUUAUGAUAGACAUUAUCUAUUUUAAUAAUCAUCAUCAGUGCAUUGCAUAUGUUUGUCUUGAAUAAUUUAUUUCGUUAUCACUCAUUUUAAAGUUAUGUCUUUACUUUACAUAUGUUUUUAUGAUACUCAACUCCUGCUAAAACUGUAAGCCUUUUGAGGGAGGAUGACGAAAACGAUACCGCAGCCUCAUACAGUAUGCUUUUGAGCGGACUAUGCUGACGAUGUACAGGCAUUAUUUCAAUUCCUAAACAGUGGAGAUAUAAGGAUGUUAAUCCCUCGUCAACCCUUUUGAGCCUAAGGAGUAGAAGUUUUCUUUCUUGCACAAUUUAAAACCCUUGAUCAUAACCUGGGGCAGGGUAGUUCUCAGUUUAAUUUGGCUGUGCAUUCUAUUUCAAGAAAAUCGUUCAUUACGCCUUUCAACAAAGGGUUCAAUCACAAGAGAUCAUCCGUACACAUCAAAGAAAUGUUGGAGAUGUCAAAAGCCAAUGAUGGUUCAUCAAUCGUCAAGCGAGGCAGUCAAUAUCUUUCAAAAAAGAAAAAAAAAAGUGAAAAAACAUAUAUACAAAGAAAGGCCUGCUAAGUCAAAAAUCAAAAAGAAGACUUAGGCAAAAAUCAAGGCGUCCCGCUGAUUGUAAGUUCAAAAGAGACAGUUCAGGCAAAAGUUAGGGAUAUCAAAAAAAUGAAAGAAGAGAAGUUAAUAAAUUCCUAAACAACACAAUGUUGUGACUACUAAAAGGAAGAAGUGACUGCCAUCUCAAAAGUUCUCUUUGCUUGUGAACCAUCAUCAUUAUCAAAGGUGCAAAUCCAAAAGUUUCCUGGAAACUGAAUGCAUAAGUUGAAUUAACUGAGCUUAGGAUCGAAGAUCAUCACGAAGAGGGGUGGGUACAAUCAAAUUUUGAGCCUUUAUCCUUUGUUUCUUAAACCAUGAACCAAGCCACGUUACAACCCUUAAAAGUCCUAAUUGAAGCAUGGUUAGUUCGAAAGCAUACUGUCAUCAAAAGGUAUCCCGACUCCUUAAGGUUACCAAAAUGCUAAGUUGAUAUCACGUUUUUGUUACGAAUAUCAUGUUUUUACAAAUAUCACGCCUUUACAUCUCUUGUUUUAAUGUUUUUCAAAAACUCAAGACAAAUGUAUGCACUGCAUCUCAUGAAUUCAUUAUUAAACAAAUUCUGCUACAUAAUUUCAAAUGUUAGCAACAGAAAGAAUUUGUACAGGGUACAACUAAUGACUAAUAGUUAUCCCGACAGACAAGAUCACUCCAGAAGCAAUGUCUCCUGCAUAUACAAGGGGCACAACGUGUUUUGUCCAAACAAUCUGGGGCAAUCAAGUCAAGAUUCCGAGAAUCUCUCAAGGAUGCCAAAAUAAUCAGGGGCACGCAUCCCAGAAAAUCCGAAGCUACUUCUCAACCAACAUAGGACAUUAUAUAGGGCCUAUGAUUACUAGGGGCAUAUCGCCCAUAGUGUACAUCUCACAAAGUCCUCGCGAGGCGAAUCUUUCUAAAGUUCCUGCUAACUGGGGCAAAUCUAUGCAAGUCCAGUCCGACAUCUUGAUCAAUAUUCAGCGGUGUGUCCCAAUACAAAUCCAUGAAUGGCAGCUAUAAUACUGGGGGGAACUUUCAAGACACCCAUGUCUCCCCCACAGAGCAAUCAUUAAGAAGAUAUCUUCAAAUGCUCUCGUCCCGACAAAGAUAUGGCUCCCCAAUAGAGUUUACAUCUUCAACACAACCGGUUUCUUCAACACUUCGCUCUUCUCCAACAUGGUUUACUAACAUUUUUUAUUCCCAAUCAGGGUGCAUCAAGUUACUGAUUGUCCCCAAGCAGAAAUCAUAAAUCCCCAGCUGAGCAUCUUCAAAAAAGAUCAUAUAUCAAAAUCACAAUGAUGCAGAGAUUUAUUUUCUCAAUCAAGGACAAACCACAUUCUGACAUCAUAUAUCAUAAACAUGUUCAUACAUUGCAUACAUUGUCUCAUAUACAAGUUUCUCAUUUAUUUUGAGAAACUCAUAACACAUGCAUCAUAACAUUGCAUAAAGACUAACUCUACUUUUCUCAGGACAUAAGUACAAGCAGAUAAACAAUAUCUACGAUCUAAUUCAGUUACUAUGAAUGGUACUGACACGAUCAUCUCUCCAAGACCUAAUUUGGCCACCACGAAUGGUGCUGACACAAUCAAAGAAAGAAACAGACUUAAUCACAACACGCAAAUCAGAAAAGACCACGACAACGAAGUCACGAUAAAGGAAUCACGACAACUGAGUCACGAUAAAGGAAUCACGACAACUGAGUCACGACAAAGGAAUCACGACAACUGAGUCACGAUAAAGGAAUCACGACAACUGAGUCACGAUGAUGGAAUCACGACAACCGAGUCACGAUGAUGGAAUCGCGACAACUGAGUCACGAUGAUGGAAUCACCACAACGAAGUCACGACAAUGGAGUCAUAACGAUUAAGUCACAGAAACAAUCAUGACAAUAGAGUCACUACAAUUAAUUCACUUCACACUAUCCAGAUGGCAUCUACAAGCCCAUCUCCGACAAAAGAAAUACUGCAAAUAGGGCAAAUUUCUUGGUAUUCUAGUGUCCAAUCACCUUCUACCUUCAGAUACCGACUGGCAUACAAACCACUCUACAUCUUCAGGUCUAAGAUAAUUGAACAGGGGCAGCUGUCAUACCCCAAAAUUUGCCCACACUAUUUCUCCUAUUCAAGUUUCAAAUCCAUAUACAAAAGCUCCAAAACACACUCUCCUAUACAAAAACUCUAAAUUAGGGUUUGACUAAUUCAAUGGAAAAUCAUUGAAUCAAUGACUCAAGGUGGUUCCAUAGGGUCAACAACAUCCUCAUAACCCUAAAAUCAUCAUUUGAUCAAGGGUUGAUCAUGAUGAUGCAAGGAAAGAUCAGAAAAGUCAGAAGUCAAAAGUUACUAUUUUGGGCAUGAACUGAAAAAGUCAACCAAACUUCGAAAAUUCACCAAAUAUUCAUACUUCAUCAGAAAAAUUCCCACCAAAGCUCAUUUUGAAGGGAAUUCAUUCCUCUAUCCAAUGGUCCAAGAAUCAAAGCUCACAAGUCAAUGGUUUAAGAAUUAUGGCCUCAAACAUUAUAGGUCCUUUUCAAAGGUCAACAAAAAGACACUUUUUUCAAAAGGACAUAAAAUGAGCAUGGAAAAUCAUUUUUGAUAUGAGACCAAAGACAUUGGUUAGAGGACUCUCUAAGGUUUCCAAAAAGUUUUAGAACACUUACAUACCUCAAAAAUUGAGGGAGAUAGACCUUGUUAAAGUUGGACAAAUUUGGGAAGGAAAAUGUGAAGAAAAUGCCUCAAAAUGGAUUUUUUUGUAAAGGAACCCAAUUUCUUUUGGCCCAAUCUUGUUCCACAAGUCACCAAUGAGGUCCAUAUCCAAUACCACGAAUUAUUGAUAAUUAAUUGAUUUUAUAUGAAUUUUUAUUCAUUAAAAAGUCAAUAUUAAUCAAAUAUUUGAAAGAAAAUAGAGAAAGAUUGAUUUUAAUUUGGUUCCAAUCAAAUUAAAUCAUCAUUUAAGUUAUAUAUUUGAUUCAAAUUCGGGCUCAUGUGGUUGUUUGGAAAAAAUUAAGAUUUGAUGCAAAAUUAGAAGUUUCCAUACAAUUUUGUCCAAUCAAAGAUUCAUCAUGAAAAUAAGAGAUUUAAUCUGAUUUCUCUCAAGAUUAUCACCCUAAUACUAUCUAUAUAUAUGGACAAUCACUUCAGGCAUAAGGAUUGGACGAAAUUGGCAACCGAGAACCCCAACCGAAUCCUUAAAAUUCAAGGAAGAAGUCAAAAUCGAAAUUAAGAUUGCAGCCGUGUUCAAGGUGAUUUGAAGACUUCAAUCGAUCCCUUGGCGUUCUCAGAAGCUAUUCCAAUCCUUUCCCAGUGCAGAAACCUCAAGAGCCGCGUCCUCCAAAGUCACGGUUUGACCAAACUCUUUUUGAUUCGAUUUCAACAAUUUACGCAUCCUUAACAUGUUUUAAUCAUGUAUUUAUGUUGGUAAUGAUGCAUAUGAUGUUUCUGGGCUGUUUAAUUGAAGUUUCUGUGUAAGGUUUGAAUGUCGCCAUUGUUAGGUUUUUUGAGUUCUAAAUUGGGGCUUUACAAACCGUGAAAAAUUAGAUGAAACCAAGGCUAUAUCCGUGCUCAGGAGGCAAUCUUGGUUCGGUCUAUGGUUUUAUUUUAGAUUUAUAUUAUGUAUGGUGGAUUUAUAAGUGUUGCAGGCCUAUGGAAACAGAAAAAAUCGUGGGCGAAACUUCACGUCUUCGCGAGGAAGAUGAAGGCUGGCUGGCGCGCGAAAUUUCGUUUUGAAAUUAACUGUUUUGAUAUAUUGGUUUUUGUUUGCGUUGUCAUCAGCGAAUGGAGCUUGAUGUGAUGGCAAAAGGAAUCGCUAUAAGGUCUUGGUGCUGGAGGUGGUGGGAUCGAUCCACACCUCUUGCACAUAUUUUUCCUAUUUUCUUUGUUAAAAUUCACUUGUAGAUCCUACGCGUACGACUUGAAGAUGCCCUAUCGUACGCCUUCAGAGCUCUUCCGUAGGAUCAUCACUAAACUCAAAUCCAUGGCCUCUGCUCGCAGGUGCACCAUACACUAGCGCAUGCGAGCCACACACGAUUACAAGCUAAGUUUCUCAAAUUUUUUUUAUAUUUAAUUACAUAAAUCUAUUUUAUUUUAUAUAUUAAUAAUAUAUAUGUUUUUAUUGUUUCUUUUUCUUUAUUUUAAUAAAAAAAACUUCUUCAUAUAUUAUUUUUCAAAACCAUUUUUUAUAUAAUAAUAAUAAUUUUUUUUUUUUUUUAUAUUUAUCCUUUUUUUUAUUAUUAUUUAAUCUAUUUAAUAAUGUUUAUUUUAUUUAAAUUAUAUUAUUUUUAAUUUAUAUUUAAUUACUUAAAUGCUUUGAAAUUUCGUAUAUGCUUUAUUUUAAUUCCAAAAAAUUCUAAAAAAUUUAUAUUUACACCCGAUUUAAUUUUGUUAUCCCGAUUUAAUUAAUUAGGUCGCGAGACCAAUAAUUAAUUAAAUCAUUUAUAUCUUCUUAUUUAUAUCAUACCCUAAUCAGGGUUUACGACGAACAUUCCAAUACACUGAAAUAUUUUCUUUUCGUGCCUCGCCUUUUCAGGGUUACUUUUUCAGACGCCUCCCGACCGCUAAGCAUAUCAGAUCAAAUACAAAGCUAAGUACCCUCACUUUUUUAACUAUUAUUUUUAUAUUUAUUUAUUCUUUAUUUUUAGGGUUCAUCCCUUUACCCUCGAAUCUGAUAAUACACUCACGCCUUAUUUGUUUCUUUGCUCAUUCCUAAUGGUCAGAGUCGAUGCUUCUGGCAAACCCUUGCCCUCAACCCUGUCAGGCGAAUGCCAAGCUAAGUACCUUCUCCCUAUUCUAUUUUUAAUUUAUUACCCUAUUUUCUUUUGUAGUUAAUGAGGUUUGCCCUCGAAUUUGAUAAUGCACUCACUAUAUGUUUUCUGUAUUGUCUUUCUCUUUUUUUUUUCAGGGUUUAUCAAUUGCCAAAGCUACGUUGUUGGUAACCCUAAACCUCAUUUUAUUUUGUGCCUUUUAUUAUUAUUACUUGUGUCAAACCCUGAUAAGGGAUCCGCUGGUUACAAUUUCCCGCCCCCUUUAUUGCUUUAUAUUAUUAUAUACUGCGUGGUUAGUAAUCUUAGGGAGUGCAAGCCUUAAACUGAAUUAGAAUAACUAAUUAAAAAGAUAAAUAUCUGAAUAUAAUCACGUGAUUGUUGCACACACGCACCCUUUGGGUAACCUCUCUGUUGCCUUGUUGCCUGUUGCCUUGUUGCCUGUUGCCUUGUUGCCUGUUGCCUUGUUGCCUUGUAUUUUGUGCAGAAUAGCCAGUCCCUCGAAUUCGAAGAUACCUCAGCCAUGCUGCCUCGAACAUUAAAGGUCAUAUGACCCUAAAUGAUGCUGCCUUCGAUACACAAAUAUGACCUCGACCCUCGGAAGUUGCCUACGAAGAAAGGCUGAGGUAUCUUCUGGCUGCCUACUAAAUGGCUUAUUCUGAUCCUUGCCUUAGACUACCUGCCCUUCUAUGGCAUGGGACAGUCUUAUGGCAAAGGAUGCUUCGAUGACCCUUCAACCUCCAAACGAAAGGCUUCCUGCCCUCUUAUGGCAAGGAUAGACCCUUUCAUUCUGAAAGGCUAAAAAGAGACCUAUCAUCUGAGUUUAAGGUAAUUGCCCCUAAUUGCCUUGCAAUGCUCAAACUUUCAUUAUAUUCUUUCUCAUAAUUUUUCAAAAGGGCUACGCUUAUUCACAAGCUAAAGUCCCUAUCUCUUUCAUCUACAUUUUCCAAACAAACGAGCAAGCAAAGCAAUUAAGAGCCCAUGGAAAACCAUGGAUGCAAAGGGUGCCUUACACCUUCCCUUUGCAUAAAUUACCCCCCCGAACUCAGAUUUUCUUUAAAAGGUUUUUUUCUGUUUCUUUUUGCCUUUCCGAAUAUUGUUUGGAUAAAAUAAAAGUCGGUGGCGACUCAUGCUUAACCGCGACAUUUCGAUCGAUAAAAAGUCAGUUCACCGUGUUACAGAGUGCCUUGGUCACUUAUGAUAGCUCGCGGUAUUCCAAACCUGCAAAAGAUAUUAGACCUGACAAACUCUGCAACAACUUUAGAAUCAUUAGUCCUAGUGGGGAUAGCUUCCACCCACUUUGAAACAUAGUCAACAGCAAGCAAAAUGUAAAGGAAACCAAAUGAUACAGGAAAGGGACCCAUGAAAUCAAUUCCCCAUACAUCAAAUACCUCACAGAAAAGCAUAGGCUGCUGAGGCAUUUCACUCUUGCGAGUGAUGUUUGUACCUGCUAUCUGGCACUCUUUACAAGUGCGAUAGAUCUCAAAAGCAUCCUUAAAAAUAGUUGGCCAAUAGAAGCCUGAAUCAAGGACUUUUCUCGCAGUCCUUUGAGGACCGAAAUGUCCGCCGACUUGAGAUGCAUGAGAAAAUUUCAAAAUAGAUUCAAUCUCAUUGUCGGGGACACAUCUCCUGAUUACCUGAUCACUACCAAACUUCCAUAGAUAUGGAUCAUCCCAAACAUAAUAUUUGGCAUCACUCUUGAGCUUGUGAACCUGUGAUCUAGAUGCACCUGUAGGAAAAACACCAGCAGCAAGAAAAUUAACAAUGUCAGCAAACCAAGGUGUAAUCCCAUGCAAAAGAAACAGCUGCUCAUCAGGAAAGUCAUCCUUAAUAGGAAAAGGAUCUUCAUCUCUCUCUAUCCUGCUCAAGUGGUCAGCCACUAAGUUCUCAGCUCCACUUUUGUCUUUAAUCUCAACAUUAAAUUCUUGGAGCAGCAACAUCCACCGAAUCAAUCUCGGUUUUGCAUCCGGCUUCUUCAGCAAGUACUUUAAAGCUGCAUGGUCAGUAAAAACAACAACCUUGGAACCUAGCAAAUAAGAUCUGAAUUUGUCAAGAGCAAAAACAAUAGCAAGCAGUUCUUUUUCAGUGGUAAGUAUUCCCACCUGUCACGCGGGUGACCCGGGUUCGAUCCCCGGCAACGGCGCCAAUUUGAUCCGCUGUCGCUCGCGGGUCAAAACGAGUAGUUUUCAAAAACGUAGUAUAGCGACAAUGGCUCGAGUCGUAUCGCAAGGAUUCUUGAUUCUAUUAACUAAAAGCAAAGUCGAAUUGGGGGGG